Molecule: messenger RNA, 495 nt
Organism: Ixodes scapularis (black-legged tick)
Lineage: Eukaryota; Metazoa; Arthropoda; Arachnida; Ixodida; Ixodidae
Exons: 1
Coding region: 1-495 (164 amino acids)
Biological process (GO): retrotransposition
Cellular component (GO): ribonucleoprotein complex
Molecular function (GO): single-stranded RNA binding
Source: RefSeq, a predicted model, not a curated record
AUGAAUGAAGUAAUGGCAGCAAUAAAAGAACAGAAAGUAGAGAUACAGGCAUUACAGGCCGAAGCUAUAUCGUUCAAAAGUAAUCUUCAAUUGCAUCAAAAACGCCUCGACGACUUGGAGGACAGAAGUAGGCGCCGUAAUGUUAUCAUUUUUGGUGUUCCCGAGCCUAAUCGUGAAAACGCUGCAGUGCUAAGAAAACAGAUAAUUGAGGAGCUGAUAGCGGAAAAACUCGGUCUGGUUGUCAACUCAGUUGAAAGAGUGCAUAGAAUUGGAAAAAAACGCGAUAAAGCACGACCUGUAAUCAUGAACUUUUUUGGCUAUAACGAGAAGUUGAAGGCACUAAAAAAUUGCCAUAAACUAAAGGGAACACCAGUAUCAAUAAACCACGACUUCUGUCAAGGCACUUUAGCAAAGCGCAGCAAACUGUGGUCUCGUUCUGGGGAGUUUAAAGCUCGAGGUCAUAAAGUGCUCUUGAUUACGAUAAGCUGCGAGUGA